Carassius auratus (goldfish) is the source of this 3408-nucleotide messenger RNA. RefSeq names its product GTPase KRas. Gene Ontology annotation, molecular function: GTP binding; GTPase activity. Gene Ontology annotation, biological process: signal transduction. The transcript is spliced from 5 exons. The coding region runs from base 359 to 925 and encodes 188 amino acids. Gene Ontology annotation, cellular component: membrane. The record is from RefSeq and is a predicted model, not a curated record. Lineage: Eukaryota; Metazoa; Chordata; Actinopteri; Cypriniformes; Cyprinidae.
CAAGCCAGUCUACACCAAUACUGCCCUCAGCGCUUGUCAAAAGCCGGUCUGUGCCCAGUAUCGAAAAUGUCACAGCACAUUCUCUUGUGCUACUACACAGUAAAUUAAAGUGCAUUUAUUAUCCGUCGUCUAACCACAUUUAGCCUGGAUUACCAGUGUUGAUUAUCGGUCAGUUAUUGAUUAAGCACAUCUCAUCGGGAUUGUUUGCACCUACAGAUGUUUCGUCCAUUAUAAUGCAAGAUGCAUGCUGAUGCUCGGAAGUGGCUGCUCGACUGCGUGUUACUCGUCCUUUUAACCUCCUCCACCUACUGAAAAUAGCCGUAAACAGCUGAAAAUCGUUGAUAUUUUGGGGUGAAGAAUGACUGAAUAUAAACUUGUGGUUGUGGGGGCUGGAGGCGUGGGCAAGAGCGCUCUCACCAUCCAACUCAUCCAGAACCACUUUGUGGACGAAUACGACCCAACCAUAGAGGACUCGUACAGGAAGCAGGUGGUGAUUGACGGAGAGACGUGUCUCCUGGACAUCUUGGACACUGCAGGUCAGGAGGAGUACAGCGCCAUGAGGGACCAGUACAUGAGGACAGGAGAGGGCUUCCUCUGUGUCUUCGCCAUCAAUAACACCAAGUCCUUUGAGGACAUUCACCACUACAGAGAGCAGAUAAAGCGAGUAAAGGACUCGGAGGAUGUCCCCAUGGUCCUGGUGGGGAAUAAGUGUGAUCUUCCUUCCCGCAGUGUGGACACCAAGCAGGCUCAGGAUUUAGCACGGAGCUACGGCAUCCCAUUUAUAGAGACCUCGGCAAAGACGAGACAGGGCGUGGACGACGCGUUUUAUACUCUAGUCCGAGAAAUUCGGAAGCACAAGGAGAAGAUGAGCAAGGAGGGCAAGAAGAAAAAGAAGAAAUCCAAAACAAAAUGUGUUUUAAUGUGAACAAGCCUUUCCUGUCAUUAUAGACUCGGAAAAAGAAAAGAAAAAAAGGUUCACAACUGCAUUUUGUACAUUACACUAAAUUAUUAGCCUGCUCCAAAUACAGAAUGGAUCCUUAAUUUUACUUGUUUUCUUAAAAGAAAUAAGCUUUACUUCUCGUUCGGUGCCAGUUGCCCCAAAGUGUUGGUCACCUUUAUGGCUUAUUUUAUCGGGUGGGCUUUAAAACUGGUGUUAUUUUGCAGUUGGUUUAGAGUAGUUUAGCAGGUUUCUAAAGAAAGGUGUGGAAUUGAAGACGAGACUUUGGUGUGCUGUAUGAGAGAGAUCUAGACGUGUAGCUGAAUUUUGCAUGUGUGUCACUUGAUUUUACAGGAACCGAAACAUUGAGGAAUUAGUUUUUUUUUUUUAGGACCAACACUUUCAGAGGGAGUUUUGAUGCAUUAUCACUGUGUAUGACCCUGCCUUUGUAUGUCCCAGACUUCCAAAAACAACCUGCAUGUGAACUUCCAUUGUAGUCGGAUUAACGCGCCCUCUCUCGAAAGCCAUGGUUAUAUGUGUGUGUGUGUGUGUAUAUGGUGAAAUCUUAACCUUAUUUCCCUGUUUGCAUGCUGUGUUCUGUUCUGUAAACUCCCAGGGAACGGUAAUGCGUUGAAUACUGUAUAAUAGCCACUGCUGUGUAGAAAGGAUGUUCUCAGUUGGUCCAAACAGGCGCUACGGUUUCAACAAGGCCAUUGUGAUCUUUUCAGUUAAAUUCAUGAAGGUUUAUAUACAAGUCAAAAUCUGGUAAGAAGAAAAUGAUCAUCUUAAGCAACGAAACCAAAUUUUUUUUUUUAAAUAUAUAAUUUAAUUUUUUAAAGGACUGAGAAGAUGGUGAUCUGCAUUUUAAUAAAAGCCAACUGUCAGCUUCAGGGAGUGAAGAACAAAUGUAUACUCGCAUCUGUUCUGUUUUAGGUAUAUGUUAGGUUUCUGACAGACGGCGUGUUUUAGCCGCGCGGUCCACAUUUUCUUUCUGGAAGGCGAUAACCGUCAAAACGUUUGUGUGUAGGUACAUUUUUUUUUAGGAAAUGUGUGCACUCCCUGAACCUCUGCUAGCUUCUCCUACAUUCUUCCACCGAAUGUUCUGCACGUUAUUUUUGACGGACAAAUCGUUAAAUUCAGCUGUCGUAAAUGAAUCGACUUUUGAAAACCAAAUUGUCUCUUAUAACACAAAUCUUUUAUUUAAUCCCAUGAGAAAAAAAUGCAGAUCCUGUUGUAAGUAAUAUUGAUACAUCUCUUUUUUAAACCGUUUUUGCAUUACUCCCCCUUAGCAGAUUUUGACUAAAAUAUAAAGCUGCAGCCGGCCAAUCAGAAUCCAGUAUUCCAGGGAGUGCGUAAUAAUUCGAAUCUCUUUUCUGUAACGUUCUACGCUCGCGAACGCCUCACUUCUGCACUCAGAGGAGGAUUUUUAUGACGUAUGAAUAUUAACCCUCUUGUGCCCAGCCAAACAGCGCCUUAGAAGUCCGAGUAAUUAAUUACAUUGAAUUGUUUUUGCUAAAUUUUGAUUAGUGAAUAUAACCUACUGUACAACUAGUUGUUGUGAUGCAAAUAUAUGUUUAUAUAUUUAAAAAAAGACAACAAAUGCCUUGUUUGUUUAUGCUGCCAUCAACUAUCAAGACCUUAUAGUUCUAGAAGCCCAAUUCUAGUCGAAUCGAAACUGAACGCAUACAUUUCCAAGAGUCAGUUGUGUACUAUGGUAAAACGUGGCUAGCUUAACUCUGGAGGGCACAUUUUCAGCCAUCACUCAAACCAAAGAGAGUGAUCGAAAGAUUUAUUUUGUGUGGCAAUACUUGAUGUCAUGAGAUGAUGUCAUUUGUGGGAUAUUUUCGAUAUAAGAGCAAAAUGUUGCUUUAAAACCGUCGGUGAGCUGUUUUACCAUGCAUCCUUAACUAUUACUAGUUUGUUUUUUCUAAUAAUUGUUUCUAUAUCACAGUUUGACUAAUACAGAGAAAUCUAAACCGGAAAUAAAUCAGGACGUCCGCUCUUAUGCAAAGUUUAAAGUGUUUUGGGUGAUUUCUGUUCCCUUUAAAACCAUUUAGCCUACUAGCCGUCUGUAACGCGAGUAGCGAAGUCAUUAGAUAUUUUUUGAAUCGUUUCUGAAAUGUUUUCUGUCUGUUUGUGUGCCAAUUGCAAAUGUUGAUAAAAUGGUUCACCUGAACAUGGACCUUGUUUUAACAGCCUUUGUACGGUUGUGAUAAGAAAGAUGACUAUUUUGUAAAUUGUGCUUAUUUUUUUUGGUUUAAUGAAUUGAAUGACGCUUAAUUGUAAUGAAGGGUCACGUGUUCACGUAUAUGAGAAAGUGCCGAUCUGAGGUCGUCUUUCACAUCUGUCAUGUUUUGGUGAAUUUGAUUAUUAAGAUGAGGCAAGCUGUUCUCAGAUCUGCACGGUUUUAUAAAUGCAUUAAUCUCAUCAGUCUUAUUUAAUGUGUAAUUAAAAGAAAUACAUAAACCCCA